AAUCUCGAAUUAUAUUUAAAAAAUAUAUUUUGAGGACGUAGGUCGAAGGACGUGAUCUUCCUAUAUGUGGCUUUCUUUUUCGUAUAUAUUUAUAUUUGUUAUAGUUGUUUGUGAUUUGGAAGUGGUAAAACUUUAAAAACACGCGGAAUUCGCUGACUGCGCAUCUUUUUUUAUUGUUGCGUGCAGAAACACAUGUGCGAGGUAUAAGAAGAAGAACAAUAACAUCACAUCGGCUGUAAGAAUAUUUUGAGUUUCUUUGUGACGUGUGCCGAGGAAUCCAACAUCCUCAAUUUCGCCACACUAUUUGCACCGUCAUCACUGGAAAUGUCGAGCCUAGACAACAUGUUAAUCCAGGUCCGGGCACGCCUCCAGGCCGAAAAAAUAAGGCUGUGGGAGGAGCCCUACUAUUCGGAAGAUCUUGGCAGUAUCGAGGGCGCUAUUGAGAACCUGGCCAAUGAGUACGCCGGCAUCCUGGGCUUCGAUGAGAAUCGUUGCAAGUUCGUUUUGAUCGAGUUGCAGGAGAAUGCGCUCCGUAAGCUGGCCGCCCGCCGUGAGUAUAGCUCCACGGGAAUGGCCACUUUUAAGGUGCGUCGCAUUGACAAGCACAGCGGCGUCACCAUGAUGGACAUCAAAUGCGACUUAAAUUCCCUGGGUUCAGAUUUGCAGGCUGUCAUAGCCGAGAAAUUCCAGCUAUCGAAAGCUGAGCACGUUAAAUGCAUUGCUGCCGGAAGAAUGGUGGCCUCAAAUGCCACUUUGGCUGCGCAGCUGUUGAGAAACAAUCAGCAACUGAUAGUGAUCGUGGGCGUUGGGGAUAAUAAGGGUGAAGCCCUUUACGAAAAGAUCAACCGUGUCAAGGCCGAUGUGCUGGCGGUGGUCUCAUCGCAGAACCGUCUCAUGGAGAUGGAGGACCAGAAUGGCAGCCCUGUCUUUCUGCCACCGGCCGAGAAUCGAGCACUGCUUAUUGCUCUGGGAUUCUGUGAAAAGGCCCGUGCCGCCAUGGCUCGCGAAGAUUUUGAAGAAUCCCUGCUCCUGCUGUUGGAGGCCGACGAGUCAUUUGCCAACUGCGACUCACAGUUCCUUGAAUCUGUGGACAACUAUGCCUUGCUCAACCUAGACAUAGUGUGGUGCUAUCUAUGCCUAAAGAACGUGACCCAACUGCCGGAUGCUGAGCGUCGUCUGGCCAUUUGUGGCCGCAGUUUCCGUCGCAGCUAUGGCGAGAAUUUUGAGAGGCUUUACUCCAUGAAGGGCAAGUCCUGCCCGGAAAGAGCUUUAAUAAUGCGCCUGCAGUUGCUUCAGGGUGUGGUGAUGUUCCACCAGAAUCUUCGCAAUGAGGCAUACGAGCGUUUUGAAGCAGCUAACAACCUGCUGAGGGAACUCAAGAUCAACGGGGAUCAGCUGGUUCUGCUGGUUGAAAUGGGUUUCGAACCCUCUGAAGCUCGUCUGGCCCUGCGGUCCUGUUCGGGCCAAAGCAACAUUGAGUCCGCUGUGCAGUUCAUCGAGGAGCGUCGUCAGCAGCUCAAAGAUGCCCGCAAGCAGUCUAAGAAGGAACGUGCUCUGCAAGACAGGAUGAGGCGUUCCAAUGCCAAUGAUUGUAACUGGGUUAAUCCACGCAGUGUCUGCACCCUCACUCAGAUGGGAUUUGAGAGCGGACUGGCUACUAUCGCGUUGCAAAGGUCCAAUAAUGAUAUACCCAAAGCGGUGGAACUGCUUGAAAAUGAAAUGGACACGCUCUGUGCUGCUUUGCCCGGUAUUCGUAUCUCCGCCGAUGAGGACAAGCUGGCCCAGCUUCUCCAGCUGGGAUUCAACAAGGAAGACUCGCUUGUGGCCCUCGAGAACGCGUCGAAUAACAUAGAGCAGGCCAUUGAAUCCCUAGUGCGCUCCUUCACUAGCGAGGAGGAGCUGAAGGAGGCUUUUCAGCGCCUUGGCCUUAUGGGCACAGCUGGACGACCGACUUCAGAUGGACCAUCCACUUCGAACGCCCAGACUGCUCCGCCAUCGCCCAUCAUCGAGACGGCUUUAAAAUAUGCACGCUCCGAGCUGGAUACCUACAAGGCCUAUGAGCGCUUCAACUCCGACAUCAGCCAGACUGAUAUGGACUACCUUGACUUGCCCCUGAUCCAAGAGGAGAAGAUCCUGCAUGAGUAUCUCAACCUACUGCAGCAGUAAUGUGCAUUUGGCUUACCUUUGAAUAUAGAGAAUCGAAAACCGGUUGUGGGGUAACCGUAAUCAUGACUUGUCUAUAUUGCAAAUCGUAGUCUUAUAAUGGCACUUAAGUGGCAUUCAGCCCCCCCUCCUUGUUGCUGUUUGUCCAACUUGGCAAAUAGUAACAUAUAAAGAUUUAUAAGUACAUGCCUGCCCCUUCUAUUGACAACUGCGAAAUGUGAUUACGCCGACAGGCAGCGGCUGUCCACCUUUUCGAGCCACCUGAAACUUGUUAGCGCCUCUGGCAAUUACCUAUUUAUAUUUUUUUUUGUCGCUUGACUCUCGACCCCGGCUCAAACGACAACGCUUGAUUGACUUUAGUCGUGACCUUGCCAGGGCCAAAGGGCGCGGCCCACUAAGCUCAUCCCUGUGACGUAUUGAACGGAAUUUACACGGUCACAAAUUACAAAAAUUAUUUUUCUAACGAUUUCAGAAGCCAUAUGAACCAUCAUGGUUUAAGAACCUUCCUUAAGGAUGUGGCUCACGGAAAUUACGUACAACUUUUUAAAAUACUAAAAGAAAGCCGUAAAACAUCGCACACCUUAACUAGGGUUUAAAAUGCCUCUUUUUAAAAAUGAUUUAGUUAGCAUUAAGAAAACCCCCACUGGAAUAAAAUGUUGUUUUAAUUUUAAUUAUUUUUUGCUUAUAUUUUAUUAUGUUUUGUUAUGUGAAAAUCUUUUUAUUUUGAAUACACAUUUUCCUUGAUACCUUGUAUAGUUUUUUUUGUUAAAGUUAAUCAACCUACAAAUUAAAACAAAGGAAAACUAAAAAGACUGAAGUGUAAAACAAAGAUUUUUAUUUCCUUUGUAGUUUGUUUUAGUUGUGGCUAACAUUUUGUUUUUAUAAGAAACCAGAAAUUGUAAAUAAUCAAGCUCAAAAAUGAUAAAUUUAUCGUUUCUAAGCAUAAAGUAAAGAUACGUGAUAGAUAUAUAUAUAUAUUUGUAUAUAGAAACAUAUAUACCUGUUAAAGGGGGAACAGCAUCCUUAAAAGAAAUGUCUUCGAAUUUGUGAAGUUUUAAUAAACAUCAGAAAAUGUA
Messenger RNA from Drosophila eugracilis, 3239 nucleotides. RefSeq names its product NEDD8 ultimate buster 1. The transcript has 4 exons. Gene Ontology annotation, biological process: regulation of ubiquitin-dependent protein catabolic process. NCBI's taxonomy places the organism in Eukaryota, Metazoa, Arthropoda, Insecta, Diptera, Drosophilidae. Bases 325 to 2166 code for a protein of 613 amino acids. The record is from RefSeq and is a predicted model, not a curated record. Gene Ontology annotation, molecular function: protein binding.